GAGUAGAAGGGAGGGGUGUGCUAACGUGGCUGGGGCGGAGGGGCAGAGCAGACCUGUGAGAUCUCUAGGCUGCGCUCACAUGCAGUUGCUUCUGAGCAGACGGAGAAUAGGUUUUCUCCCAGGAGAGACUCACGACACAUCGCCGUUCCUCUCCGCCAGACGUCCGCACUGUGCAAGGAGAUCCUUCACUUCAGUGACAUGUGAGGAAGAGGCUUGAUUGAGCACAACAGCAGCAGCCGCAGCAGCAGCAGCAGCAUCUUCCUGCCGUUCACCCUGGAGGUUUGAGAGUUGAUAUUUGUCUACAGAAAUACCUCACUCCAAAAACCUUGCAUCAGUACACAGAGAAAGGCCUGCCACAGGAUAGGACACUGAGGAUUUUUUUUUUCCCCAAAGUCGAUGAGUUGCUGUCUUCAGCUGCCACGUUCGCAGAUCCUACAGGUGGCACUCUGAGCAACUGUUGAGGUGUGUAUACCUAGAGCCUGUGGUGAUUGUUGCUGCUGCUCAUGCGAGUCUCAAAAAGGUGUGAAAGCAAAUCAGAAGAACACUCCUAACAUCACCAAUGAAGAUGACACCGAUGCAGAAGCUGCUCCAGCUGCCGGCCAAUGCUGUGAACAUUGUGAAGACAGUGCAGGGGGUAGCACAGGGCCAGGAGGAAGCACGCAGCCCUGUGCUCACCCCAGAUGGUGGGCUGCAGAACUGGUACAGUGCUGUGCAGCCAGAGGAGCUACGCCACCUCCGUACCUCCAGCACAGCCGGAGGAGGAGGAGGAGGAGGAGAUGCAGGAGAGGGGGGAGGCACUCAAGAGGAAGGGCUCCCUAGUGCUCAGACGCAACCCCUGCGGCAUGAUGACUUGAAGGAGAUGUUGGACAGCAACAAGGACUCUCUAAAGCUGGAGGCUAUGAAAAGGAUCGUUGCAAUGAUUGCCAGAGGGAAAAAUGCAUCUGAUCUCUUUCCUGCUGUGGUGAAAAAUGUGGCCUGCAAGAACAUCGAGGUCAAGAAGCUGGUGUAUGUGUAUCUAGUGCGCUAUGCUGAGGAACAGCAGGAUUUGGCUCUUCUCUCCAUCUCCACUUUCCAGCGAGGACUCAAGGAUCCUAAUCAACUCAUCCGUGCAAGUGCUUUGCGUGUUCUGUCUAGUAUACGAGUCACAAUCAUCGUGCCCAUUAUGAUGCUGGCCAUUAAGGAGGCUGCUUCUGAUAUGUCUCCAUACGUCCGCAAGACCGCCGCUCACGCCAUCCCUAAGCUCUACAGCCUGGACCCUGAGCAGAAAGACCAGCUAAUUGAAGUCAUUGAAAAGCUACUUGCUGAUAAAACCACUCUGGUGGCAGGCAGUGUGGUGAUGGCGUUUGAGGAGGUUUGUCCAGAGCGGAUCGAUCUGAUCCAUAAGAAUUACCGUAAACUCUGCAACCUGCUGAUUGACGUGGAGGAAUGGGGCCAGGUAGUUAUCAUCAACAUGCUCACCCGCUAUGCCAGGACUCAGUUCCUCAACCCCAACAUUAAUGAGUCCCUGCUGGAGGAGGGUGGAGAGAAGGCUUUUUAUGGUUCUACCGAUGAUGAGGAUGAUGAAGAGAAGAAGGCUGAGGCAGCCGCCCUUGCCAAAAGGAAGCCGUAUGUUAUGGACCCUGAUCACAGACUGUUGCUCCGAAACACCAAACCUCUUCUACAGAGCCGCAACGCAGCUGUGGUAAUGGCAGUCGCUCAACUCUAUUUUCAUCUAGCUCCAAAAGCAGAGGUGGGCGUCAUUGCCAAAGCACUGGUGAGGCUGAUGAGGAGCCACAGUGAAGUCCAGUAUGUUGUUCUUCAAAAUGUUGCAACUAUGACCAUCAAAAGGAGGGGGAUGUUCGAGCCGUACCUGAAGAGCUUCUAUAUCCGAUCUACUGACCCCACGCAGAUCAAAAUACUUAAGCUUGAAGUGUUAACCAAUCUGGCAAAUGAAACCAACAUAUCGACCAUUUUGAGAGAAUUCCAGACCUACAUCAAAAGUAUGGAUAAGGACUUUGUGGCAGCCACCAUCCAGGCCAUUGGCCGCUGUGCCACCAACAUCGGGGAGGUGAGAGACACCUGCCUUAAUGGUCUUGUCCAACUCCUCUCAAACAGAGAUGAACUGGUAGUAGCAGAGUCAGUGGUGGUGAUUAAGAAGCUUCUGCAGAUGCAGCCUGAGCAGCAUAGCGACAUCAUCAAACAUAUGGCCAAGCUCACAGACAACAUACAGGUCCCAAUGGCAAGAGCGAGUAUCCUGUGGCUGAUUGGUGAAUACUGUGAGCAUGUUCCUAAAAUCGCCCCUGAUGUCCUAAGGAAGAUGGCCAAAAGUUUCACCAACGAGGAGGACAUUGUCAAGUUGCAAAUCAUCAAUCUGGCUGCCAAACUCUACCUGACCAACUCCAAACAGACCAAGCUCCUUACACAGUAUGUGCUCAACUUGGCAAAGUAUGACCAGAACUAUGACAUCAGAGACCGCGCACGAUUCAUCCGUCAGCUCAUCGUCCCCACGGAUAAGAGUGGAGCCUUGAGUAAAUACGCCAAGAAGCUUUUUCUUGCCCUUAAACCUGCACCUGUACUGGAGUCUCCAUUUAAAGACAGAGACCAUUUCCAGCUCGGCUCGUUGUCUCACCUGCUGAAUACCAAAGCAGGCGGCUACCAGGAGCUGCCCGACUGGCCCGAAUCAGCACCUGACCCCUCCGUGCGCAACGUGGAGCAAGAGGAAGUUAUAGACACCAGUGAAGGGCGGAUCGGUCUCCUUGGAGACUGGCGAGAGGUUCCAGAGUGGACUAAAUGCACCAGCAGGAAGGAGCGCAAGGAGAAGAAGGUGGAGAAGCCUUUCUACUCUGACUCAGAGGGAGAAUCUGGACCAACCGAGUCUGCUGACAGUGAGACCAACACCAGCAGCGGGUCCGAGAGCGGCAGCGAAGAGAGCGGCUCAGGCUCAGAGAGUGAAGAAAGCAACGAGGAGUCUGAGUCUGAUGAGGAGGAGAAGGACAGAGAGGAAGAGAAGACUAAGAAGAAGAAGAAAGUAGACAUGAGCAAAUUAAAGAAACCAGAGAGUGCAGAGAGUGAUCAAAGCAGUGGAGAGGAGCACAAGAGAAGCAGGAAAGCAGGGAAGGAGCAGAAGAGACUGUCUGAGUCAGAGAGUGAGGAAGACAGCGAGUCUGAAAGCAGUGAAUCAGAGUCGGAGUCAGAGGAUGAGUCAGACUCAGACAUGGACACCAGAAAGAAGAAGACGCCUGCCUCAAAACCACCACCUGCAAAGCAGAGCAAAAAGGAGAGCAAGAAAGAGUCCAAAGAAAUGUCUCUGCUAGAUCUGGAUGACUUUGACCCCACCCCCUCACCUCAGGUGACUCCAGUCAACAACUUCCUGUCCAGCAGCCUGGUGGCAGAUCUAGAAGGGUUGUCACUGACCGACACUGUACUCGCCCCCACUACCAUCGCCCCAUCAGGCUCAAUGAGGAUGUAUGAGUUAUUGCACCGUAUCACAGGAGAGGGUCUGGCAGUCGAAUACUGUUUCAGCCGGCAGCCCUUCAGCCCUGAUCCUAACAUGGUGGCUGUGCAGAUCCAGUUCACGAACAACACCAGUUCAGAGACCAAGAACCUACACGUUGAAGAGCCCAAACUGCAGUCUGGUAUGAGGAUCAAGGAGUUCACCGAAAUCGAAGUUUUACCUGCAGGCGAAUCUAUAACUGUUGUAAUGGGCAUUGACUUCUGUGACUCCACACAAGCAGCAAACUUCCAGCUGUGUACUCACACUCGGAAGUUCUUUGUGUCCAUCCAGCCACCAGUCGGAGAACUGAUGAUGCCUGCUUUUCUGACAGAGAAUGAGUUUAAGAAAGAGCAAGGUCAGCUGAUGGGAAUGAAUGAAAUCUCAGAGAAGCUGAGCCUGGGAGAGAAGUGUCAGAUUGACCACAUCAUUAUAGAGAGAGUCACUGCUACAGCUAACCUCAGCAGAGUACCGUGUGGCUCGGAGAAAGAGUGCAGUCCUCCUCUUCCUCUUCCUCCAUCACCUGUGUCCAGGUUUGCUGGGAAGACGGUGAGCAGCGGCAGUCUUGUGCUCGUCACCGUGGCGAGGAAGGAGGCUGGAGAAGCCCAGCUCACUGUGAACUGUGAGAAGAUGGUGAUUGGUACGAUGCUCGUGAAGGAUAUUCUUCAUGCCCUGACGCAGUGACGACUGAGUGCGAAAACCUGUAGCUGUGUGUAGCUUUGACUCUUUGUGCUGAUUGUUUGACCAACGUCUGUCAUGUACUACACAAUAUUGCACCUAGUAUACAAAGCUUAUUGCUUAUUACUGUCCCUGAAGAGCUGAAAUCGUAGUAUGAUCCACAUUAAGACCUGUGAAUGCUCUGUAUACGAUGUGCUCUCAUCUGCCUUUACUGAUUUUCUCCUUUAGAUUUGCAGAAACGUUGCAUGACGUGACGUAACAUUCCCGAAUAACCAUUUGUUUAUUUAAAGUGCGUGUUUACUUUUAAUUUCUUUACACAAAUGGGCAGCACAGAAAAUCUAUCUUUACUGAAUUACUGUAUAAAUCCCAGGUACAGGAUGUGACUAGGAUAUCCUGCUGAAGAGAACACACGACCCGUACAUGGCCCUGUUUACACACAGACCGUCUGAAAUGGAGCUCUGACGAUUGUUAAAGUUGCUACCGAUGGCACAUUUAUUAAGGCUACUUCUCCGGGUCACUUUCAAUGAAUAUUGACAAUCGGAUUUCAACACUGCAAAUAGAUGUGUUUCAGAAACGCCUUCAAAAACCUUUUCAAACACUCCAUACUUUUGGUUCAUAAAUAUUUUAAAAAGCUGAGUGGAUAGAAUAAUUGACAAAACAGACUGCUGCAACAUUCAAUCAUUAAUCUCCAGUAAGUGCUUUAUCCUUGUACACACACACACACACACACACACAAUCAUUCCCACCUAGGACCAGGCCACAUACAAAGAACCCUGAGCUGUUGCUGCAUAUUUGCACCAAACAGGGUAUUUAAUUAAAAAAAAAUCAUAUAGUAAUUUUCUUAUUAGUGAGUAGUGAGUGCUGCCUCCAACAUCCAAAAAAAUAAAUCCACUAAAUCCUGCUAAUAUCAUUAACAGUUUCAGACUAGAGUAAUAGCAAACUGAAAAUCCAUGUGAAAUCAAUGGAACAUAGAACAUUCUCCAAGAUCCUGUGUGGUAUUAAUGUCAAUCAUGUAGCUUAUUGAGCUAAUUAUCCUUUCUAAGAACAGCAUUGCUUGUACUGUGUUGACGAGCUUACUGUCGCUCUUAAGACUAUGAUCAUUCAGUGCUUUGGAGUUUUUAAUGACUAAAUUUAAGUGGAUAUGUUGGAGACAUGUGAAUCCAUUAGUAGUAAUAAACUGUAGCUAUAGCCUGUAGUCUAGGUUAUUUGGUUGUUCAGAGCCUUUUUAGUUGCCUGAAACAAGUCUAUUUAAAGUCAAAGUGUGUUAUAAUAAAUCAAACCAAACUGUUGGUGUUUAAUGAGUAAAAAAGUAUAACAUUCUGAGUCUUUUUAAAAUAUUCUUCCCUUCCCUGUGAGAACCUCACAAAGAGGUACAAUAAAAAAAAAAGUAUUGCUAUUAUCCAUCCAUCUCCAGCACAGUCACCGGGUGUCUGUAGUAUCACAGAAGAGCAUUUUGUCUUGUGGAUCUGACCACUGAUAAUCCACAUGAUCGAUGAUUGGAAUGUGAUGAUCAUUCAUUUUUUCAUUUGGGAACAUGGCUCCAAUUCAAAUUCCUUUUUUUUUUUUGCACGAUUAUUAGACAACCCAAUAUUCAGCCUUCCUGUCCCUGCAGUGUGAAUGUGAAAUGGUUUCCUUAUUUUAUUUAUUUGUUUGUUUUUUAAUGUCAAUAAAAAUGAAAUAUGCAGUCAGA
Hemibagrus wyckioides is the source of this 5837-nucleotide messenger RNA. Its product is annotated as AP-3 complex subunit beta-2. NCBI's taxonomy places the organism in Eukaryota, Metazoa, Chordata, Actinopteri, Siluriformes, Bagridae. The record is from RefSeq and is a predicted model, not a curated record. Gene Ontology annotation, biological process: intracellular protein transport; vesicle-mediated transport; anterograde synaptic vesicle transport. The transcript has 28 exons. Gene Ontology annotation, cellular component: AP-3 adaptor complex; membrane coat. Bases 560 to 4153 code for a protein of 1197 amino acids.